UGGGUGCCAAAGGGAGACGCCGACCACGCUGUCCCCGAACCCUUCCCACCCCCUCGGGGGUGUCAACAUAAAAUCCUUUUAACCCGAGGGUGGCCCGGAGCGACUUCGUCACGCCUGCAUGAGGUCACAAGCAGUCAGUAGCGCGGAGGGGACAGGCCGAGGCUGAGGCGAGUUCGGCGUGAAGGACGCGGGGCGGGAAUCGGGCCCAGGAGAGGCUGAGACCGGCUGUGUUCUGCACGCUCCUGCCGCAGAGGAGUUUAGAACAGUCUUCGUCCUCUCCGAAAUGGCUGCUGCCCAUUGUCCCUACUGCUCGGAAUUCCUCCAGAGAGAGUACCUCACCGAUUUCCUUUCAAACCCUCACUAUGGCAGCCUCAUUAAUGCAGAUGGCCAUGCUGAAGUGUGGACAGAUUGGAAUGAUAUGUCCAAGUUUUUCCAGUACGGAUGGAGAUGCACCACUAAUGAGAAUGCCUAUUCAAACCGUACCCUGAUGGGCAACUGGAACCAGGAAAGAUAUGACCUAAGGAAUAUCAUGCAGCCCAAACCCUUGCCUUCCCAGUUUGGACACUACUUUGAAACAACAUAUGAUACAAGCUACAAUAAAAAAAUGCCACUUUCAACCCAUAGAUUUAAGCGAGAGCCUCACUGGUUCCCAGGACAUCAACCUGAGCUGGAUCCUCCUCGAUACAAAUGCACAGAAAAAUCAACUUAUAUGAGUAGCUAUUCAAAACCUCAAGUUGGGCACCACACUGUGUGUGUGUGUAAUAAUAAUAACUGCCCAUUUCAGAGUCCAAGAUUCUAAGAAAGAAUAAGAAGCUUCAUUUUUCCAGAAUAGAAUAUAGAAGGGAGCACAUUCUAAGCACUACUAAGAAUUUUGCAGACUACAGCAGUUUCACUCUCUGAAUAAAUAAAGCACAGAAAAUGUUCUCUACCCACUCUUAACCAAGAUUUAAAUGUCAAAUUUAAGUUGAUUACAUCUAUUAGUUAUACAUUAGGGGUGUUGUAGGAGGGCAUUAAAAAGAAGCAUUUCUCUCAAAUCUA
Molecule: messenger RNA, 1038 nt
Organism: Miniopterus natalensis
Lineage: Eukaryota; Metazoa; Chordata; Mammalia; Chiroptera; Miniopteridae
Gene: CFAP68
Product: cilia and flagella associated protein 68
Biological process (GO): flagellated sperm motility
Cellular component (GO): nucleus
Source: RefSeq, a predicted model, not a curated record